This is a messenger RNA of Vigna radiata var. radiata (mung bean), 609 nucleotides long. RefSeq lists its product as uncharacterized. The record is from RefSeq and is a predicted model, not a curated record. NCBI's taxonomy places the organism in Eukaryota, Viridiplantae, Streptophyta, Magnoliopsida, Fabales, Fabaceae. Bases 1 to 609 code for a protein of 202 amino acids. The transcript has a single exon.
AUGGACAACUACUUGAGAGAUCCAAGCUCCUAUCGAAGACUGAUAGGGAAGUUGCUUUAUCUCGCUAAUAUUAGACCUGAUUUGUGCUUUUCCAUUGACCUAUUAAGUCAAUUCAUGCAAUCCCCAACUGAUUAUCAUUAUCGGGUUGUUCAACAUGUUCUUAGGUACAUGAAAUCUAAACCCUCAGAAGGAUUAUUCUUUUCUUCCGACUCUCCAAUACACCUAAAAGCUUUCAACGAUUCAGAUUGGGAAACUUGUCCCAAUACUAGGAGAUCUACUACAGGGUUCUGUGCCUUCCUUAGGUCAUCCCUUGUUUCAUGGAAAUCCAAGAAACAGAAGACUGUUUCUAGGUCUUCUACUGAGGCAAAAUAUCGAGCACUAGCAGCUACUACGUGCGAGAUACAGUGGAUUAAAUAUCUUUUAGAUGAUCUAGAAGUUCUAGAAGCUGGGACUCCAGCUUUGUACUGCGACAAUAAAUCGGCCAGACACAUAGCUCAUAAUAAGAGCUUUCACGAAAGAGCCAAGCAUAUAAAGCUUGAUUGCCAUGUUGUUCGUGAAAAGGUACAAGCGAAUCUUUUGCAUCUUCUUCCCAUACGUUCGGAUGAGUAG